ACGAUUUUAUUCGGAUUUUGAACGAAUCAAAAUGGAUGCUGGGUGUGAAUGAACUAUGUACUGAAAAACGAACAGCUUUUUAUCAAGUUGUGUCGUGAGCCCGAUCUUAAUCGGGAUUCCGACGUUGGGAAUUUGUUUAUUAGUAAUUUAGGAAGUGAUAAAAUUGUUUAUGUGCCAUCGAAAACUAGGUUCAUGAAAUAAUUGUAAAAUUUAGAAGUCACCGUGUCGGUAAUGUGUUUACGAGAGUGUCGGGCGAGCUUCCCGCAGGUGGCCCUAAUAGGAUGAGGACUCGGACGGAAAUAUUGAAAGUUGAUGCGAAUCAACGAGUGCUAUGUGUUGAGUUGCAAUUACUGUUUGGUGCGACAUGGCGAGAAUUUUAGGACUUAACUAUAGCUCGUGUUUUGAUUAGGCGAGCAGAAAUGAAAUGCAUAUACAGGAAGGAACAAACACAACUCUGACAACAUGUACCAAAAUGACAGAAGAAGUAGACAGAAGACAUGGUGUGAAUGGUAACAGCAGCAGUAAAGGUGUCAAUGACGAUCCUCCUGUGCAAAUUUCAGCUCCCGCAGCGUCGGGUGGCAGGCUCAAGUUUUUCAAAGAUGGAAAGUUUAUACUGGAGUUGGUGCGCGGCAGCGAGCGCGCGGGCUGGGUGUCGGUGCCGCGGAAGACAUUCUGGCCGCCGGCCGCCGCGCCGCCCACGCCCCCGCACGCGCCCGCGCCCUGUGCCUCGCUGUCGCUGUCCGACGACAACUCCUCGCUGCACUCCUCGCCCUGCACCUCGCACCGCGACCACUGCUGGAAGCAGCCCAGCCCGCGACGCAACCUAUCCAAAGAGCUAGCCAUGUACUACUGCAGGCCCUCCACCCUGCACUCCGCACAAAUACGCGCCGUGAGCCGCGUCAAGCGCCGGCGGCCAACGGACUUGAGCCACCUCGACGCCGUCCCCAACGGCACGAUGCGCAAGCCCCUUGCCAACGGCCUUUGCGACGCCAAAAGGAACGGUGACGUCGCCUCCCCCGAAGAUAAAUCCUGCAAAGGGGAAGACGUUGUCGACGGCCCGAUCGACACGAAAACGAAAUCUGACAACGACCGAUGGACGGAUUCAGAUCGAGAGAAAUAUUAUCAUAUGAAACUCAAGAAACCAUAUCAGUAUCAUAAGUUAAGAGUUUACAAAAAAACUAAACCGACCACGAAACGAAAGGAAUUGACUAGAAUUGUCGACAAACUGAGAGAGAAAAUAGCAUCGCUCCCAGUUCUCGUGAACGCGAAACUUGCGAAUUGUCGACAGGAGCACAUGAUGGUCUCACCCAGAAAGCGAAUCUUGAGAGAGAUGGAGCGGGUGAGUCUUGAAGAUCAGGCGACCAAAAGACGGGCGAAAACGGUGCCCACGUUGAGCACCGCGUCCUACCCGCCUUCGCCGGGGCCCAGCCACACGCCGCACCGGCCGCCUGCUGAGGCACCGACGCGGCCGCAGAACGGGGCCGGGCCCAAGAAGGAUACCGCCGUAUCGAAGAACGUCAGCAGCUACAGCAUACACUCGUUGCUGAGUAUGCCCGACGAGACCGCGACCCGGAGGUCGCCCGAGGCCAAGCGGUCGCCGCACUCGUAUCCUCCAUCGCUGAAAACAGAGUCGCCGUCAAGCAUAAACUCGCCCGACCUGAGCCCGUCGCCGGACGGGUAUCGGUACCGGUACGGGCUCGCGCUGGGCUCGCCGGGGCGCGGCGCGGCGCGCGACUCGCCCACGCCGCCGCAGGGCGCGGGCCCGUUCCGCUCGUACGGCGGGGGAGGCGCGGGCGGCGCGUCGCCCUACGGCGGGGCGCGCGCGGCGCCCUACCGCGGCUCGCCGGCGCGCGACGAGUGGCCGCCGCAGUACGUGUACGGGUACGCGUACCCGGCGCUGUACCGGCCGCCGGCGCCGCUGUGGAUGCACUACGCGAUGGCGCCCGGCGUGCCGCCCGGCGCCUGGCCGCCGCUCGCGCACCCGCUGCUCUCCGACCACCUGCCCAAGGACGAACCCACUUCAGAUUUGCCAUUGAACCUGUCGAAGCACUGAAGUAGACGGCGCUGGCGCGAGUCUGUCACGCGGCACGGAACCAAUGGAGUGCGAGAAUAAAUGCUCGUAGCAGUGACACGAAUUUUCCUCAAAAACAUUCCAUUCAUUGUCUCGCUUUAUAUAUUGGCGUCUGUUUGAGUCCAAAAAUGACAUCCCACCUAUCUCGAUACGUGCGUACGCGUCCUCCACCUAACGGAUCACUUGCUAUCUAUUAUAAAAUUAUCUUUCGCAAAAAAAAAAUAUUUUUUUGUAUAGAUCGUGAUUUUCCGGUGGAUGUAUAUAAAUGCCUGGAAAUCUAUUUACAAAGUUAUGUAUCAUAUUAUACUGAAAGAAUACUAUUUUAAUAUAGAGUGUUUGUAUGCAGAGUCAUGUGUGUAUUUUCAUACGAAUCGUUUGUACUGGAAGUUGAGUAUUUUAAUAUUGGCUAUUAUUUUAGGGUAAGCGGAGGCGAACUAUAUGAGACAAAACAGUUAUCGAUUGCUAACGAUCAGUGCCUUGAUAAAAAAAGAAAUUAAGAUAUUAUGAACCUAUUUAUGUAUGAAAGUAUUACAAAUUGAAUGUUUCUCAUUUUAUAUAAAAUACUGCGAUUGUUGUACUCGUGUCUAAGAAAAUGAAAGUAAUAUAAUACGAAAUAUUUUUUGGUCCUUACACGACAUAAAUUCCAUAUUGAAUGACUAUGUUCGAUCUCAUUAUUUAAUUUAGAAAAUAAAACGAGAUAAAGACUACAGUUUUUGGGAUCAAAUUUGGAUGUGUGUUUAUGUAACAUAUAAAUUAAAAGACAUUGUACAUAUAAUUUGUGAAUGGUGUAUUAUUAUUGGAGAGUGUGCGGGAGUAUAAUAUAUAAGAGCAUUAACCGCUUACGAUGAUUAUCGGUAACAAUUUAUUACCUUCAAAUAAUAAUUUUUGUACUUGUACAGUAUUUUUGUAUUGAGUAUUUUAUGGCGAUAAGCGACGGAGGGAAAUGUCAUUUAGUUAGAAGCGCCUCGCCCUCGGCGUCGCAGCUUUCGAGAUUAAAUCCUAGAGUAGUUUUCUGCAAUUUAUUAUGGGGUUAUUGUAUUAUAAGAACAGUUGAACGACGUUAAAGGACUGACUUCUGAUGUAAUAUUAUCAUUAUUAAUGGAAUUGUAUAAUAUAGUCGUGUAAUCGGAGGCCUACUCUAACAAACACAUUGUCCGCCAACAAAG
Messenger RNA from Zerene cesonia (dogface butterfly), 3237 nucleotides. RefSeq names its product protein hairless (gene H). The record is from RefSeq and is a predicted model, not a curated record. NCBI's taxonomy places the organism in Eukaryota, Metazoa, Arthropoda, Insecta, Lepidoptera, Pieridae. The coding region runs from base 425 to 2053 and encodes 542 amino acids. The transcript has 3 exons.